AGGACACAGCUCUCUCGCAUCACGCACUGCUCCGGGAUCGGCUCUCGGGUGUGUGUGUGUGUGUGUGUGAAGCAGCAUGCGCGCGUGUUCUGCAUCAGUGUGUCAUUGACUCCGGCUCUGCAAGGAUCUUCUCACAGCAUUGCGGUGACUGGAGAAGUUGUGCGGGAUAGGCUCAUCUUUCCACUGCGGUCUCGUCUGUCUCGAUCGCCUUCAUGAGCUCUGCUGUUAUUCGUCCAGUCGAUCAUUUCAAUCCUCCUGACAUAUAAAGCGGUCGUUCUUCGACAGAGGAAUAUAUCCUUAUUAACGAACACAAGGGAUGUUUCUAUUUUAAACCGGAGAGCUUCACCUCUUCAGAAGUCAUGGGACUCGGUCAGUCCAGCAGGACGUCGGUCACCGAUGACCCAGAGGAGGUCAACUUUGACCACUUUCAGAUCUUGAGAGCCAUUGGUAAAGGCAGUUUUGGCAAAGUGUGCAUCGUCCAGAAAAAGGACACAAAGAAAAUGUAUGCCAUGAAGUAUAUGAACAAACUCAAGUGCGUCGAGCGUAAUGAAGUGCGCAAUGUCUUCAAAGAGCUCCAGAUCAUGCAGAACCUAGAGCAUCCAUUCCUGGUCAAUUUCUGGUACUCGUUUCAAGACGAGGAGGACAUGUUCAUGGUAGUUGACCUGCUGCUGGGAGGAGAUCUGCGUUAUCAUCUACAGCAGAACGUGCACUUUACAGAGAGCACAGUCAAGCACUACGUGUGUGAAAUCGCCCUCGCUCUGCACUACCUGCGAAACAAACACAUCAUCCACAGAGACAUUAAGCCAGACAACAUUCUGCUGGAUGAGCACGGUCAUGCUCACCUGACAGAUUUUAACAUUGCUGCUAUUGUGAAGGAAGACUUAAAAGCCACAUCUAUUGCGGGGACAAAACCAUACAUGGCUCCAGAGCUGUUCCAGUCGUUCGAGGGAACACACCCGGGUUACUCUUUCGCAGUGGACUGGUGGUCUUUAGGGAUCACUGCGUAUGAGCUUCUCCGUGGACAGAGGCCGUACAUCAUGCGCACCAACACACCAGCCAAUGAGAUCCUGCAGACUUUCCACAAAGCGCACCCCUGUUACUCUGCGGCCUGGUCUACAGGGAUCAAAUCACUCUUACCAAAGCUGCUGUGUGUCAAUGCUCAGAAGAGGAUUUCCAGUCUCUCGGAGCUCCAGAACCUGGAAUACCUCUCUGAUGUCAACUGGGAUGCUGUGCUCAGCAAACAAACCCCACCUGGCUUCCUCCCUAAUAGGCGUCGACUAAACUGCGACCCCACAUUUGAGCUGGAGGAGAUGAUCCUGGAAUCCAAACCGCUGCAUAAGAAGAAGAAGAGGCUGGCGAGGAAGACGAGGGAGAGCGGCUCUGAUGGAUCUCCUCAGAAUGGGCAACUCCAGCUGCGCUUAGAGAGUGUCCAAAGAGACUUCAUCGUCUUCAACAGGGAAAAGUUGAGGAAAAUCAAAGCAGACGCUGAGACCAACAACCUCAAUGCAGAAGAGACAAACAAAGCCAUUCAAGAUGGACACAACAACAACGUUCAGCACUGUUUAUCAAGUUAACGUCUGGACAGCGUUCCUCCUUCACUCGAAGCUGACGGCGGAUGCAGCCAUGGACUCCAUCCACCAAAUGCAUGAGAAAAUCCAUACUGGGAGACUGCAACAUCACGGAUUCGAGAAGGAAGCAUCUGAAUUAACUGACAGCGUAUGCUGCUUAACAGUGACAGGCUGACUACACAAUCACACACAUACAGAAAGAACUGAAUGAUGCACCUGGCUGUGAAAUGUGUGCCUUACUAGUUUAAUGGAUUUCUCUAAUUUCCCAGAUUCACUUGGAGGCACGUGAAGAUGUACUGUUGUCUUGUUCAGCAAGUGAUCAGACUCCAGCCGUUCACCAUGAUUUAUAAAGCUGCUCUUGUUAACAUACAAACACAGAGAACAGAAUGCAAAGAUAUUCAUUUCACAGGAUUCGUUCAAAUGAUGUAAAUGUGAACCUUAUGGAGCUGCAGAGCACUGUCAUUCAUGCCACUGAGCGCAUUAUUUGGCCUUUCUGGUUCUUUAGCCUUUUUUGGAGAUUCAUUGCUGGAUUGUGUUGCUGACUUAAGAUAUUGACCACACUGUACAGAUCAAACAAUAAUAAAAUUAUUUAACAGCAUCAUCUGACAA
Messenger RNA from Carassius carassius (crucian carp), 2177 nucleotides. Its product is annotated as serine/threonine-protein kinase 32B-like. The record is from RefSeq and is a predicted model, not a curated record. The transcript has 13 exons. Gene Ontology annotation, molecular function: G protein-coupled receptor kinase activity; ATP binding; G protein-coupled receptor binding. Lineage: Eukaryota; Metazoa; Chordata; Actinopteri; Cypriniformes; Cyprinidae. Gene Ontology annotation, biological process: regulation of signal transduction; G protein-coupled receptor signaling pathway; protein phosphorylation. Bases 360 to 1574 code for a protein of 404 amino acids.